This is a messenger RNA of Giardia duodenalis, 1641 nucleotides long. RefSeq names its product 3-ketoacyl-CoA synthase. The record is from RefSeq and is a predicted model, not a curated record. Gene Ontology annotation, cellular component: membrane. The coding region runs from base 1 to 1641 and encodes 546 amino acids. The transcript has a single exon. NCBI's taxonomy places the organism in Eukaryota, Fornicata, Diplomonadida, Hexamitidae. Gene Ontology annotation, molecular function: acyltransferase activity, transferring groups other than amino-acyl groups. Gene Ontology annotation, biological process: fatty acid biosynthetic process.
AUGGCUGGCUGGUCAUGGCUUCAUGCAGCUGAGUAUGCAUGGGACUGGGCUGCUGAUGGUAUAAACUACAGGGUCAUCCCUGAGCUCCAAAGCAGCCCCCUGGUGUUGUGCUGCCUAUGUGUAACUACAGUGCUGCUGAUAACAGUGGCUUACAUGCGCGCAGCCGCAGCGGAUGCCAGGGCACUUUAUCUGCUAGAUUUCGCAGUAUUUCAGCCCGACGAGGAGAUCUACAAGACGACAAAUGAGCAGCUACUGAACUUGGCGCUUGAAAGCUUUCAUUACCCAGCUGAGUCCAUGAAGUUCAUGCGUCGGAUAUGUGAGGGGACAGGCUUAGGCCCGUCUACACAUAUUCCAAGAUCCCUGAGAGAUUUCAACUGUACUAUUAAGACUGCAAGAGAAGAGGCCGAGCUGGUCAUAUUCGGCGCAAUUGACGCCCUCCUGGAGAAAACAGGGAUAGACCCUAAGGCCAUUUCGGGGGUAGUAACUAACUGUAGCCUCUUUUGUCCUACACCCAGCUUCUCCGCUAUGAUCGUCAACAAGUACGGGCUGAACAAGAAUGUAAGAAGCUUUUCUUUGGGUGGCAUGGGGUGCUCUGCUUCUAUUAUUGGAGUCGAUCUUAUCAGAGCCAUAAUGCAUGAUUCUCCAGGACUUAUACUGCUAGUAUCAACAGAGAACAUGACACAGAAUUUUUAUCGCGGAGAAGAGCGCAGCAUGCUGAUGCAGAACGUGCUAUUUCGGAUGGGCUGCUCUGCUGUUUUAUUCUCCAACAAUCCAUCAUAUAGGAUAAAGGGAUCUAGAAGCGACGCAAGGGACCCAAAAACCAUAUAUGCAAAGUACAAGCUUCUGGGACUCGUGAGGACUCACCACGGGGGGAGCGACGACAGUUACAGAUGUGUAUACCAAACGGCUGACCAAAAGGGCAAUAUUGGGGUCAUCAUCAAUAAAAGCGUUCCGCGGUGUGCAGGAAAGGCGCUGCAUGACAAUAUGAAGAUAGUCUUUAAGAAAUUCAUGCCAGUAACGGAAAUAUGCCGGUUCUUGUGGCAUCAAAUGCUCAGUAACGUUCGGAAGACAAGCAGAAAAGAUGCUGCUCCCUUUAUGCCUAAUGUGGGUAAAAUAUUUAACCACCUGUGCUUUCACACAGGUGGUCGUGCAGUACUGGAUGAAAUGGAACGACUGCUGCACCUCAGUGAGCAACAGAUGGCUGCCUCAAGAGCCACUCUUUACCGGUAUGGUAACACAUCCAGUAGUUCUGUUUGGUAUGAGCUUGCCUAUCACGAAUGCCAAAGUGGAGUUAAGCCCGGCCACAAGGUGUGGCAAAUAGCAUUCGGCAGUGGCUUCAAAUGCAACUCUGUAGUGUGGCAAGCUACAGAUGCAUAUCACAUGACUGUCCCAACCACAUUUGACAAAACAAACCCUGAUUUUUCGUGGGACCUCGCCAAGCAGACCUCCCACUUGCUAUCUGACUAUGAAAAGGCCAGGGACUACGAUAAAGAAUGUGCCAUUAACACCCAGAAAGACGACGACAAAGAUUACAAGGGCUUUUGCAGCAGGUUCAAGGAUCGUCUAGAACGCGAUUUUGGUACUAAAGGGUGCGACGUAAAGGAAAUACUGGCCAAAACUUGCACUGAAAUGGUUAAUUAA